AUGACAAGGUUCCCAUCAAGUGGGAUAAUCACUGCCUGGUGUGCAACUAUUACUCCGAAUCAUUGGCUGAAAAUGAUAGUGUUCUUGACAUUAUAUUUCACUUAUUUGGCUAUGGCUAUUCCAUUUUUGAUGCCUGUGGUUCGAUUGUUCAUCGUAUUGUUUCCAAGUAAUCAUAACGAGAUAAAUGCAAAACUAGUCAACAUCGGAGUUCCAUUGUUCCUAGUUUACCCAAUCUGCUUCACAUUUUAUUUUAUACCAGCUCUCGGAAUAUGUAAACAAGCUUCAUUCCCUUAUCCAUUUGGAUCAGUGACAAUUUAUUACACUCAAUCUGCAUUCGGACUUCGUAACGGUUACUUCCAUCUCUAUAACCUCGUGUUCUGGAUGUCUGCUUCCGUCGCUGCCAAUGUGAUUCUCUUUUGUAAAGUUGUAAAGGCAAAAUCGAAAUUGGUGAACAAAAGUAAAUCAUCAUACAAAGCAGAGUUGUCAAUGACGAUUACCACCUUGUCAAUGAUUGCUUCGUAUGCAAUCAAUGGCAUUUUUCUGAUCCUGUACAUCUCUUUCGCCGGGACUCAUGACUAUGUAUCUUAUGCUGAAAUCGUACGUCCAUUUGGAAAUGAUCUACAGACUUGUGUAACUACUUGGUUGUUUUAUUUGACUCAUCCAGUAUUCAAGAAACCUUCAACUGAUAUGGAAGCAAUGUUCUCCACAAGUUCACAAAAGAGAACCACCAAAAGAACCACUGUUUGA
This is a messenger RNA of Caenorhabditis remanei, 747 nucleotides long. RefSeq lists its product as uncharacterized. Lineage: Eukaryota; Metazoa; Nematoda; Chromadorea; Rhabditida; Rhabditidae. The record is from RefSeq and is a predicted model, not a curated record. The transcript is spliced from 4 exons. The coding region runs from base 1 to 747 and encodes 248 amino acids.